AAUGGCUAUCCUGAGUGAUGCUGUGAGCAACGAUUGAACUACAACUGUUUAACCAACACUUGAAGUAUUUCAUAGGAUAUUUGAACCUUAUUUUAAGCCAAGUGGGCUUUAUGCGGAUCGUACUCACACACUUUUACUUCCGUCCUAAAGGACUUCAUGAUUUGCGGGGACAUCUGAUCCACAGCUGGCUGCUUGGUAACAGGAAAGUAACUUUUGUGGGCAGUUAGCUUCAUGAACGCGGAAAUCCGUAGUGUUUGAUAGCCUAACACGUACUUUGAUAACCCUCAAUAUGAUUUCACAAACUUUUUUCAAAGACAUGGCUCCUGACCUUACAAGUGGGAUUUUGGCAGUAGUCCUGUUAUCAAGUACUUUGUUUGUCGUGGAAACAUAUUUCAGUUUAUCAGAGGUCGUCUUCAGUGUGAGUGCCAGUGUUUUUGAAAGUGGACAUGUGCACAGGCUCUUCACAUACCCCUUCCACCACAGGAGUUUCAUCCAGCUACUUCUGAGCAUCACAGCUUUCAUGCUCCUCUGCAGCAGUUUUGAGAAAGGUGUUGGCACCAUCCGCUUCCUGUUCUUGUUCCUGCUGCUGUCGACCACCACAGGCGUGUGGUAUGCCUUUCUGGAUCUCCUGCAGGAGGACAUCUCACCAAGCCACGUCGAGGGCUUGGUCCCCAUAUCCCUCGCUUUUGUGGCUGUGACCACUGUGCACACAAGAAUGGCCAAAGGCUUCUUCUUUGGAGUCAGUGUCCCCACCAUGGCUCUCCCGUGGCUGUUUCUCAUAAUCACAACCAUGCUUGUCCCCAACAGUGUGCUCCUGUGUAAUGUCAUUGCCAUACUGGUAGGAUGGAUGUAUGGGAAGGGAUGGUUCUCCUGCCUGGACGUGUCAGAGGCCAGGGCUUCUGUUGUGGAGAAGAUGAUGCCUUUCAGGUUGUUGAGGAGCAUCAGCGGUGCUCUGUACAUCCCUGCCUCCACAGAAGAACGGAGGAAGACGCUUCUUCCAGAGAUCAGUCCAACUCCUGGGUCCUACCCAGUCCAAGCCUAUGCUCCAUUGGACAGUGUCAGUAUUACUGAGACUGCAUCCACGACAUAUGAAGGCUGGCCCAACUCCACUCAUGCCCCGUCCGAUCCCAUCCCACCUCCACAGACUCAUGGACAUGGCUCAGCACACAGCUUUUGGCCAGGUCAUGGACACGGUCCAGAACAUGGCUCUGAGCAUAGCUGCAACCACGGCCACGGGCACGGCCACAGCCAUGGCCACGGUCACAGCCACGGCCACGGUCACAGCCACAGCCACGGACACAGUCAUAGUCAUGCUUAGCUUUAGUUGUCGUCUUUUGUUUGCUUUGCACUGGAGUUGGAAUUAAUUAUACUGUGUGGUCAAAAGGUUACUAUGCAUUCAGUGUCUUAUUUUCAUGAGAAAACCAGUAACUAGUCAAUAACUAGUUCCUGCUUUUGUAAAAUGAGGCUGAAAAUUUCCAUGAUGCUUGAUUACUAGUCUCUGGAAUUUAUUAAAUUACUUGUUUUUGCAUAAAUUUUAUCACCUCUUACAUUUGUGUUUGACGAUUAGCUCAUGGUCACCCACAGGAUCUUCAUGUCUGAAAUGCUUGUGCACAUUGUCAAGCUUAUUUUUAGGCAGUUUAUUUUUUAUUUAUUUAUUUUUUGGAGGGUUAUUUUUUUAAAUUAUGUUCCCAGCCUUUUUUAUUCAGUGAUAUUGCCAGGACUGAAUGAGUGUUGACUAGUCAAGUGAUUUUGUUUGUUUUUAUGUGUUUUUCAAUAUGUUGUUUUUGUCAUUUGUGCUUUCUAUUUUUUAUAAAUAAACGUACAUGUAUAAAAUGACAAAUUUUACCAGAAAAAAAAUGAAUUACUUAAAAAGUGUGAUUGAAGAAAUAUGGACAGUUUCAAUUUCUAUUAAAUUUUACUUUACAGCUUCGAUGUGACAAAUUGCCACAAUUCUCUAGAUAAAGAUAACAAAAUAAGAUGUAAUUUAGUGCAGACCCCCCAAAAUUGUUUUUACUAAGUCUUAUUAGUUAAUUUUGCAAACAAUAAUACAUUCACAAUUUAAACUCGUAUUUUAAACCAUGUACCUCUUAAAUUUAACAUGUUCUUAUGUGACACUGUUGCUUCUACACUUUCUCAUCAUA
Molecule: messenger RNA, 2141 nt
Organism: Myripristis murdjan (pinecone soldierfish)
Lineage: Eukaryota; Metazoa; Chordata; Actinopteri; Holocentriformes; Holocentridae
Gene: rhbdd2
Product: rhomboid domain containing 2
Exons: 1
Coding region: 290-1318 (342 amino acids)
Cellular component (GO): membrane
Molecular function (GO): serine-type endopeptidase activity
Source: RefSeq, a predicted model, not a curated record